Molecule: messenger RNA, 1836 nt
Organism: Culex pipiens pallens (northern house mosquito)
Lineage: Eukaryota; Metazoa; Arthropoda; Insecta; Diptera; Culicidae
Exons: 1
Coding region: 16-1815 (599 amino acids)
Source: RefSeq, a predicted model, not a curated record
AGUGCAAUUCCAACCAUGAAGUUGACAGGGUUAAUUCUAUCCGUACUGCUCAAAUCGAGCCUUGCAGGUACCUACAAUCCGGAAGCGCUGGAUUACGUCCUGCGAAGCAUCGAGCACGAGGCCAACAUCGAAAGUGGCUUAUUCCGGUGCGUUUUCUACGACAUUUCCCGGCCAAAUGCUUUCCGUAACUUUCUCGGUGACGUUCUGCAAUCCCCUCGGUUGGAGAACGUCUUGAAGUAUGUCGUUACGAAGGGAUCUUUUGAGAACAAGCUGAUCAAUCUGCCGUGGCAUCCGUCCAUGCUGCUCAUUUAUCCAGGAAACGACGCCAAACAUUUGCUGCUCGGAGAAACUCUGAAAAAUCUCGAGUUUAUUUUAGGGUGUUUUAAUCCAACAACAAAAGUGAUGGUUCUUCUUAAUACUACUGACGAGGUGUUAGUGGGAAGAAUCCUGCAGCACGUUUACUGGACUGGGUUCGCCAGCAUUGUUCUCUUUGACACUGUUACACAGCAUACGUUUCUGUUCAAUGCGGUGUUUCAAACAUUCUUCCGGCAACCUCCACAUCCAAUAUAUCUCUUCACCUGGUUACGACGGAGGAUGAUGGGACGCAACAUUACCUACGUCGUUUUUGUACCAUACGUAAAGGUAGAUAUAAGAACGUAUACAGACUUGCGAUGGAUAAAGGAAACCGCGCGGUACUUGAACACCGGGGUGACUGAGUACCAACACCAGUGCUACGGACUAAGAUCGCUGGCAGAAUUUCACAAAUGUUUGAAGAGCAAAGCCAACGAAAUCAAUGCAAUUGACAUAAAACUUCAAUUCGCAAGCAAUGAAGUACAGUAUCCAAGAUGUUUUGAUGUUCUGUAUACAACGACGCUUAUGCGAACAAAGAUUGCUGUCCCCAGGGAUAGACCGCUGAACGUAUUUGAACUCAUGCUGAUGCCAUUCAGCUGGCAAGUUUGGUUGCUUUUGAUUUCCAUCUUUGUUGUAUCUGAAGUCACUGCUCAGGUGUUUCCGUCCCUGUUCGAGAAUGAUCCAGUCCUACUAGCAGUAUGUGGAUUCGAACGACGCAGUCUUCAUGAGACUCGUCAACGAGAAACAAUCAUCUUGCAUUCGCUGAUGAUUCUGAUGUUCUUCAUGUCCAACGCCUACGAAACGAAAAUAGUAUCGCUCAUGAUUGACAGACCCGCUAUUCAGCGAAUCAGAACAUUAGAAGACUUGGAAAACUCAAACGUCAAGUUCUCGGGUCAUUUGGAGCACAACUCUCACUACGUUAACAACUCUGUAGUUGGAAAAAUGAUUGUCAAUGGAACACAUCUCUUCAUCUACGACAAAGUGCCUGGUUUUGGUUUGUAUCUACUGAGCGAACAGACCGAAGUACUGGAGUUUACCGCGUUCGACUACAACCGGAUGCAACCGUGGUACGUCAUACUGGACUACGAGUUCUACGUCGGACCUCGGACGUACUAUAUGUCGUGGCGAAACAGAUUCCUGGAGGUAUUCAGGUACAUCCAGAUCACCCUGACGGAGGCUGGCUUGCUGGAUUUAUGGACGCGACAGUGGCAGUACGAUGUUCGACCCUUGCACCACGGCCAAAGGAUGCGGGUUGAAAUAGAGAGUAGUAAGGUGGACCUUAACUUUGAGGACAUGAAUCUUGCUUGGGUAGUGCUGGGUAUUGGAUUGAGCGUAAGUGUUGUGGCACUUUUGGGUGAAAUCGGCAAAAUUCGAUUUGGAUUUUUGAGGAUGCGUCAGGGAAAAACAAACACGAUGCUAGCGGGAGAAGAUUCGAAAAUGAAGUUUCAUAUUUUUGGUAAAUAAGUUAUCACUUUGCAAGCAAGC